Molecule: messenger RNA, 972 nt
Organism: Puccinia triticina
Lineage: Eukaryota; Fungi; Basidiomycota; Pucciniomycetes; Pucciniales; Pucciniaceae
Exons: 5
Coding region: 1-972 (323 amino acids)
Source: RefSeq, a predicted model, not a curated record
AUGCGAUUCACCGCGUCCAGCCUCUGUCUGUCAAUUUUUAUCUGUCAACUGGCAGAUAGCACCAGAGGAGUGCUCAUCCCCAGAAUUCCCGAUGGAGCCCGCGCUACCGAGGCGGCUGCCAGUUCCUCUCAGCCAACAAGGGUUUCCUACCCAGCCGCGUCGAUGCAGUAUUGGAUCUUCCCCGCACAAUUUCACGACGUCGAGAAGCAUUUAGCAUUUCUUGAGGUUUCUCCCCAUUUGACGCUCGAGGAGAGGCGUACCAUAUAUGAGAAAGACCAGAACGAUAUUAUCUGGCGAAGACACCCGGGUAAGAUCCCAUUCGCAGAGCCGGGGCAAUCAGCCGAAUAUGAAUCUCUCAAAAUACAACUUGAAUUCAAAUACCUUGUGGAGAGGCAGGGUACCUCGGUUUCCCAAAUCCUGAAAUGGCUUGCAACUCUUUCCAAUGCUAUCUACUUGCUUGGCAUGACUGGCGAUUUGAACACACCACACAUGGCCGUAUCUGCCUCGUACGGCCUCUACAGCCUUAUGCGGAUGUAUCCCCUAGAUGAUGAAGGGCUUCUAGAAGAAGUUAAUAAAGCAAUUCUGUAUUUUCAAAAAAUCUUCAAGCAAGGACGUAAUGCGCCAGGAAAUUAUUUGAGAUGGGAAACGGAGCUCCUCAAUCCGUCAGCUGGAUUCUCACCAGAGAUAGCCAAUCUGGAUGAAUUUCGGGCGAUCUUCGAAAAAGAUCCCCAGAUUAGCAAGGCAGUGUCCAUCCAUAGGGAAGAAAGGGAAGAACCCCUCAAGGCCCUCGCCGCAAACUUCUCCUCUUCAUCUUCUCACAAGAGGGUGACGACCCUGGCUGUCUUUUAUCAUGUGCUCACACAAGAUCCAAUGGAUCAGCUGUACACAACCCAGUUUCAAAGAAUUCGCAGCCAGCCGACUCUUUUUUUACAUGAGCAAGAACUCAUAGAACAUGUACCUUACCACACCUAG